UGAUUGGGUGCAGCGACUGCCCUGCGAUAACUUCACUACCGGUGCUGCGUCUACGCAGGACUAUAGAUUAAUGCACCUGGUCUCCGAGUGAAAGUUGCAGUGUUAUUUCUGUUUACACCCGUGUGUACCCGUGAAUUGACAGAACUGAACAUCAUGGCCAAAAGACGUACCGAGGAUGGACUUCUGCAGCACGACCCUCCAUCUAAGAAAUGCCGCCCUCUGUGCAGUGUUGACAUGCAGCUCGGAGGCAUGGCUCCCUCCGUGGAUGUGAGUCCGCCGUCCCUGUUGGAUUUGCUGGGCAGUCGCUGCAGGAAGAGGACACACUUUUUCGAAGACUUGGAGAAACAAGAAGAUGAAGUAGCUCUAUGCCUAAAACCAACACAUUGCGAGGCCAGAAAGCACGCAGUUCAUGUUUCCACUUCUGGAAGUUUCCAGGAACGACGCAGCCCAGGCACGCUCACGAGCUCUAGGAAACGAUCCAGAGAGGACUGUACGAGUCCAGACACUACUUCCACUAAGACCGGUGCAAAAACUGAUGAAGACACCACUGAGGAAGACAGCACCUACAACUCGUUCCAGUUUUGGAGGGUCCCUUUACCCGAACUUGACCUUUCACUGCUUGAAGAUUACAAUGAUCAUCCUCAAACACAAAAGAAGUCAAAAGUUAAGGACAUCUCUGCUGAUACAAUGGAAACCUGAAAAUGAUAGGUGCAACAAAUCUGUACAGCUCUAUCCUGGUUAUCAGAUGGCAAAAUGUGACGCUUUCCAACAGAUCACAUCAGAAGAACAUUAGGGUUGCUUGAAAUGCUUCCAGGUGACAUGAAAUAACCUGAUGUUGCCAUGUCAGAGUGAUGUAGGCUGUAAAAAGGGAGCCUCCUGCUGGUCUAAGAUCUUAGUGAUUACGCAAAGGCAACAACACCGUUCCUACAAGAGAAAGAAAAGAUGUGUCGGGACUUGUAAAACUGCAGGCAUGGGUGGCACAUGGAUCCUGAAAUGUCAGAUAGUUUUAUUUUUAACCAAAUUGAAAACUGUCUUCAGAAGUGAUUGAUGCUUUUUGUUUAGUGCAGAAAAGCUCGCAAAGUUAUUAUGUUAUGUAUUGUUAUAAGUAAUCUGAUAGAACCUGGGCCUGAACUUAACAGAUCCAAUUUGGUGCCCCAUUGGGUGUAACUCAUUCCAAAUAUGUUGUUUAAAGUGUUAGAUGUUGUGGAGAUUAUAUACAUAUUUUUUUUUUAUUAAAGAAACCAUACUAAGGCAGCACUUUCAUGUGUUUCCUGUUACUGACACACCUGAUUGGUGGUCACAGCUGUUCAGCACUGCCAGGGGUUUACAUUGUAAAUUACAGUUUAUGUUCCCUUUUGUGAUUUCUGGUUUGUUUUUUCUUAAAGUGGUGUCUUUUAAGCAGUGAAUUUGUUUGUGGUAGGACCAUUUCAUCAACAGUUACAAGGUUGUUAAUAAGAAUCCUUCAGUUAAAAUCUCGUCUCACAAAAUGUUUCAUAAUCUGAAGUUAACAUUAGAAAAUGUGCUGUCUUAUUACAUGCAUCAGAAUUCUUUGAUUACACACGUAGUAGCAUACAGGUAGAAGUAGACAAUAUACAAAAAAUACAAUACAAUAUGUAACAAAUACAGUAGCUCACCUGUUGACUGUUCAUGAAAGACAAUAAAUAUACUUUUACAAUCAUG
Notolabrus celidotus (New Zealand spotty) is the source of this 1680-nucleotide messenger RNA. RefSeq lists its product as uncharacterized. The record is from RefSeq and is a predicted model, not a curated record. The coding region runs from base 154 to 699 and encodes 181 amino acids. Lineage: Eukaryota; Metazoa; Chordata; Actinopteri; Labriformes; Labridae. The transcript has 2 exons.